Messenger RNA from Colletotrichum orchidophilum, 135 nucleotides. RefSeq lists its product as uncharacterized. The transcript has a single exon. NCBI's taxonomy places the organism in Eukaryota, Fungi, Ascomycota, Sordariomycetes, Glomerellales, Glomerellaceae. The record is from RefSeq and is a predicted model, not a curated record. Bases 1 to 135 code for a protein of 44 amino acids.
AUGCCACUUCACCUUCGAAGCUGUGGGAGCUCCUACGCGAUCCACGAGACAUCCGCUCUGAGAUCCAAAGCAGUCGUUUCAAUGCCAAGUCAUUCUAUCACCAUUCCCAAGCAUACCAUGGGCAUAGCAAUGUAA